AUGGAUAACAGUGAUGAAAUCGAGUUGGUCAGUGAAAAUCCGCAGGGUCAGUCAGUUGAGCAAGAGACGGAGGAAAUAAGAAAAUUGAGACAGCAACUGUCAGAUGUAUAUCAAGCUUGGGUUUCCGGUCGACCUCCACCCCAGGGUCCUUCAGAGGGAACUUCCACCAUACCCCAGGCUACGCAAACACCGCUCCAUGCAACGAGCGACCACAUUCUACCACCAGGGUAUGUGCCAAACUACAACCUCCAUGCUGCCCCCGGUACCUCUAACAUGCGACCUCCAAUCGCACCAGUCAGGAACACUCUUCUCGUCGUGUCUGGCACACCGGUAUAUACAAUCCCGCCACCACCUCCUGUGACGAGGCCAAACAAUGAGCCACCAUCUCAUGCUUAUGAUGGCCAAUACUAUUCUCCAAAUAUGGCUUUCAGGGUCUCGGCUCCAUACAAUCAGACUCCACAGUACGAGUCACCAGUGGAAAAAGAAAAGCCUGCCACGACGAUUGAGCCAGAAGAGAUGGUACUGCAACCAGCUGAGGGGUGCAGGAGGAAAGGAAGAGCUGCUGAUGGCUUACUUUGGGGAAAGCCUUAUGGGGGUAGCUUCCGAAUGGUUCAUUGA
Messenger RNA from Nicotiana attenuata, 618 nucleotides. RefSeq names its product pollen-specific leucine-rich repeat extensin-like protein 4. Lineage: Eukaryota; Viridiplantae; Streptophyta; Magnoliopsida; Solanales; Solanaceae. Bases 1 to 618 code for a protein of 205 amino acids. The transcript has 2 exons. The record is from RefSeq and is a predicted model, not a curated record.